UUUGCUUUCCGAUUACACGGUUUGGAGGGGGAGGGUGGCUGCCUUGUACGAGUUAUGCGGAGAUGGCUUUUCCUGGGAAGAGCGGACGCGGAGAGAUAUGAUAUCCCGAUAUUGAUGCAUUUUGCAGUCUUCAAUGCCUCUGCUUUACGAAUUCUGUUGGAACAGAUCACUUCUCACAUGAUCCCCGCCCUCACGCAUACAUACUCACCUUUCCCGCUAUACUUAUAUGCUUGAACCACUCCCCCAAAAAUUCCUCUCCCCUCACCAUCACAUGUUCCGAGUCACCACCCCAUCCCUCCUACCGCUUCAUCACCACCAACCCAUCCAAUACCCAAGAACCACCCCUCUUCCCCUAUCUCCCUUGGUACAGUACGCCAACGGUCCGAAUCCACACCGCCCCAACAGCCCUUCUCAACCCAAGCGCUCAGACCGUCCUCCACAGGCAUCAGUAAUCAAAAAGCACACACAUGCCAACACCGCGCCAACGCCGAGCGAUUCCGGCCCCGCGCACUCCCAAGGCUCCUCCGCUGGGCUCUGCGCUCGGCAUGCCGAGGCCUCGAUAAGCGUGAGUGGGCGGGCGCAGCGCUAAAGUGGGGGCUUGGGCCCCGUAGGGUUCUCGAUUGGCCGGGUUCUUUGACCGACUUGGCUGGGGAUGGGGAAUCGGGUUGCGGAUG
Trematosphaeria pertusa is the source of this 674-nucleotide messenger RNA. RefSeq lists its product as uncharacterized. The record is from RefSeq and is a predicted model, not a curated record. The transcript has a single exon. The coding region runs from base 227 to 589 and encodes 120 amino acids. Lineage: Eukaryota; Fungi; Ascomycota; Dothideomycetes; Pleosporales; Trematosphaeriaceae.